Messenger RNA from Hemibagrus wyckioides, 5361 nucleotides. RefSeq names its product kirre like nephrin family adhesion molecule 1a (gene kirrel1a). Gene Ontology annotation, cellular component: cell-cell junction. The transcript is spliced from 15 exons. The record is from RefSeq and is a predicted model, not a curated record. Bases 271 to 2715 code for a protein of 814 amino acids. Gene Ontology annotation, biological process: cell-cell adhesion. Lineage: Eukaryota; Metazoa; Chordata; Actinopteri; Siluriformes; Bagridae. Gene Ontology annotation, molecular function: cell adhesion molecule binding.
CCAGAGAGAGAGAGAGAGAGAGAGAGAUGCGAGGAAUGUGGCGCUAAUGAGAAAACGGAGCGCUUCUGGGACGCAACGCAGGAGCAGCCAGGAAAAAAAGAAGGGAUAGAAUAGUUGGACGAGGAGAAAGAUAGAGAAAGACAGACACCCAGCAAAAACGCGCAUGGAAAGGAUUGCUAUUAAGCGUUACUGGCAGAGCCGUGCGGGGAUUUUUUGACGCUCCUCAUGCGGAGAUUUGAGCUUGCGGAUUCGUCUCGGCUCGGCUGAACCAUGCAGGGGCUGCUGCAGCUUCUCUUGAGUCUGGCGCUCACUUCUCACACGGUAUGGAUGGCCCGGUUUUCUCAGGAGCCAGCAGAUCAGUCGGUGGUUCUGGGCCAAAGAGUGGUCCUGUCCUGCGUGGUCUUCAAUUACUCAGGCAUUGUGCAGUGGACCAAGGAUGGGCUGGCUUUAGGCAUUGGAGAAGACCUUCGAGCUUGGCCAAGGUACCGUGUGUUGCGUCUGGUGGAUGUGGGACAGUACAAUUUGGAGAUCUCAUCAGCUGAACUCUCAGAUGACUCUCUCUAUGAGUGCCAAGCUACAGAAGCUGCCCUGCGCUCCCGCAGAGCCAAACUCACCGUUCUCAUUCCCCCUGAUGAGCCGGUUAUUGAGGGUUCCCCAGAGAUCCUUCUCACUGCAGGGGUUUCCCACAACUUGAGCUGCGUGUCGCGCGGAGCCAAACCCCCUGCAAUUAUAGAAUGGCAAAAAGACGGGCUGCCUGUAGAGGGGGCAGUCAGCACAACAGAGGUGCUACCUGAUAGGAAGCGAGUUACCACGCGCAGCUUCCUGCCCAUUGUCCCAGUGGACACUGACACAGGAAAGAACUUCACAUGCGUGGCCAGCAACCAGGCUGUGCCCUUGGGCAAACGCACCACUAUCACCCUAAAUGUGCACCAUCCUCCUGUGGUGGUGUUAUCCAUCGAACCACGCUCUGUUCUGGAAGGAGAGAGAGUGACGUUCACCUGCCAAGCCACUGCCAACCCCCCUGUUAUGGGCUACAAAUGGGCUAAAGGCGGUGUGAUCAUCCAGGGUGCGAGAGAGAGUGUGUUUGUCACUAAAGCUGACCACUCUUUCUUCACCGAGCCGGUUUCUUGCCUAGUGUUCAACGCUGUGGGGAGCACCAACGUCAGCAUACUGGUGGACGUCCACUUUGGUCCUAUCUUGGUGGUAGAGCCAAAGCCAGUGACAGUGGACAUUGAUUCUGAUGUCACGUUGAACUGUAAGUGGGCAGGCAACCCACCUCUCACCCUCACAUGGACAAAGAAGGGGUCCAGCAUGGUGCUGAGUAACAAUAACCAGCUGUAUUUGAAGUCAGUGAGCCAGGCUGAUGCUGGCCAAUAUGUGUGCAAGGCCAUAGUGCCCAGGAUCGGUGUAGGAGAAACAGAGGUCACUCUCACCGUCAAUGGUCCUCCUAUUAUAUCCAGUGAACCAGUCCAGUACGCAGUGAGAGGAGAGAGAGGCGAGGUCAAGUGUUACAUCGCCAGCACUCCUCCACCGGACAAGAUUGUGUGGGCGUGGAAGGAGAACGUGUGGGACAAAGAGAAAGGGACUCUACCAGAACGCUACACUGUGGAGCAGAGUAAGCCGUCUUCUGAUGGAGGAGCAGUGCUGUCUACUCUCACCAUCAACAAUGUCAUGGAGUCCGACUUCCAGUCCACUUACAACUGCACUGCCUGGAACGCAUUCGGCCCAGGAACCAUGAUCAUCACCCUGGAAGAGACUGAAAUGGUUCCAGUUGGUAUCAUCGCUGUCAGCACUGUAGGCUGCUCCAUUCUUUUCCUUAUCCUUCUGCUGGCAUUAUUCCUCUUCCUAUAUCGUCAACGGAAAGGAAGUCGCCGAGGGGUCACGCUCGGUAAGCCAGACAUCAAGGUGGAGACAAUAAAUAAAGAAACCCACAGCUUAGAGGAAGACUCAGCCAGCGUCUCCACAGCAAGCCGCAUGGUCAAAGCUAUGUACUCGUUUUUGCCCUCUGUGACCCUUUCUCCCUCCUCUCAGCCUUUUAAAGAUGACAUUGAUAUCAAACCAGACCUACGCAGCGACACCUUGGACACACGUCAGGACUAUGAGAUCAAGGACCCAACAAACGGCUAUUACAACGUGCGAGCCUCUACCCAUGAUGAGGGUCGUCCCGCGUCCCGCUCCAUGCACUACUCUGACUAUCGGACCUCUACUGCACCAGGCGGUACUGCAACUGUUAGUGGUAGCUCAGGUACAGGAGCUACAGCAGGUCCUGGAACACCGAGCAGCUUGGCUCCUGGCUCACGAGCCGGCUGCUACGACCCUCGACCUCCUUCCAGACUCAGCUAUGCCCAGUUCAACACCUUCAGCAGACCAAGUCAGUCUCAGCAGCCUCCGCCCAGCUCCGGGCCUCAGACAGGCGACUUUCCAGCUGAAUGCAGUCUCCUAGACUCACCACCGCAGUUACCGUAUGAGAACUACAGCUACCCGUCGCACUACCCCACGUAUCGUCUCGGCUUUGCCCCUCCCAGCCUCGCUCCAUUAGAAAGCGGAGCAGCGUAUGAGAUGUACAGCGUGGGGCCAAGUGUAAGCGUUGGAGGCAGUGCCGCGACCCCGGAGAGCGGACUCGGGAAGUAUGGUAGCUCCACACGCUUUUCCUACACCUCGCAGCAUUCCGACUAUUCCCACCGACACACGCAGAGGAUGCAGACGCACGUGUGAUGGAGGAGAGAAAUGCCACGCUGUGCUGCUCAUCUUCACUUCAGCACACACACUUGACCACACACACAAACAGACACAGGAGGAAGUUGUAAAGAAAGCGCGAAAGAGUGGUAGGAAUGAGAUCAGAAAGCACAGUAGAGAGAGUGGGAGGGAAAUCGAGAGGUGAGGGAAUUCUCUUUUCAGCUUUUUUUCUGCUUAUUUCCUCAGCUCAAGGAGUUGUUAGCGAAAGUCACAAUCAAGAUGAAUAACGUAGCAUUCAUGAAGGAUCUAACCUCUUCUAAAUGCCAACUUGUAUAGGUGUGAAUAUCUUGGAGUUAGCAUGGCCACAGACGCAUCUUGAGAACUGAAGGAAGCUUCUGUGUUUGUCUGUGACCCAAACUACAUGGCAGUGGUGGUCAUGAAAGACUUUUGUAUGAAUUGUUGUUAAUGGCUUCUUCAACUCGUCUCCACACCUUUACUAAGCAUAGUAUACGAAAGCAAUAUAACAGAGAUUACACCUACAGUAGACUCGCAGUGGUUCAAUGAUGAUUCCUAAAACAGUCUUGCAGACUUUAGUUCCUCACAUUCAGCCAUGAGCAAAGCACCAAACAAAGCACAACACUAUAUGACCAUAUAUCCUUGGCUACCAAAGCAUUAGGGGUGUAACGAUACGGCAAAUCAUAUUCAACAUAAAGCUCUCGAUUCAACAGGCUGCAUAAUAAACUAUGCUAUUUGGUAUAAAAUACUGCUUAUAUUACUUAGGCCCACACACUGUCCUCUAAAAAAUGUAGCUUCCUCUUUAUCUCAAAUCAGCAUGCUUUUUUUCAAAAUCUAUUACACUAGAAUUUUAGUGGAUUAUCUCAAGAAAAGCAGUAACGGCUACGAUAAACAACAAGCAGGGACUGGAAAAUUCCUAGAAAGUAAUUCCUGGAAAAGUCCGGGUGGAUGGAAGCUUUUGGGAUGAUUUAAAACUCACACACGUCUGAAUUAGGACAGUUAUAGAAAAUAACAGCAGAAGUAUUUGUAGAUAUGAGGCCCUGCUUGGUGAUGGAGAUUUAUGGAGAAUGUGUAAAAGUCCAACAGCAGAAUUUAAAAGUUAGAAAACUUCACGUCAGCGAAUAUUCAGCCACAGAGCUGCUAUCAUAAUUAUAACAUAAUAAUAACAUAAUAAUUAUAAAUUUUUUACAUUACACCAAAUCCAUCCUAGUGCACAGCUUUUGUUGUAUUAAAUGCUGCUAAGAGUCUGAAUGGAUCACACAAACACUCUCAUUGUUGCAUUUUAGUUAUUGUACCUUGAAUGUUUCAAUCAAUGGAAACCCGAAACCUAAGACACACAUUCAGACCUCGCUUCCUUUUCUGUACUGGUAACGUUUUUCACCCAGACACCCCUCUAAUUUGAGUUCUGCGUGCCGUUACACCCCUAAAAAGUGUGCGUGAUCAGUUGGACACUAGGUGAUGAAAGGUCUUUCCACUUACCUGCUUUACCUGUUAAUUAGUAUCUAGUCGGUAUUCUAGAUUGCUAAGCUACCUCAUGAAGUGGGCUACGAGCCUUAUCAUUUAGAAUUAUUACAGGAACAAACAAACAAACAAAAAAAAAAAGACAAUAUAUGGUUCAGUUACCUUUUAUUACAAAGUUGUCUCUGGCAGAAUGCUUUCAUUCUCAUCAGUGAAGUUGCAGCUCAUGUCAGUGAAGUAAAGCACUUUGGAGCAUAGUUGUUGAUCUGAAGAAGGAAGGAACAGAGACCAGUUCAGGAAGCCAUCAGCUAAUGACAGCUAUUAUUUUCUUUCUGUCACCCUUUCUCUCACUCUUUCUUUCACUUUUCACGAUGGGACAAACCAUUAGUGGAGUAUGUAGUGGGAUGUGCAAGGGGACAACGCAGUAAACCAUAUAUAUUUUUCAAAGUGUUUUAACAUGGUGAUUAGUUGAUCUUCGAGCACAUACAGUAUAGCUGCAUAUGUCUGAAUUCCCCACUCGUCUUCAUGGUGCUUCGUAGUGGGGUCAUUGUUUGCACUGCAUUCCAGUAUUCUAGCAUAGAAUUAUUGCCCUUAUAAUCUACCUGUAAUCUCUCAUUUGCACACUAGGCUAGAGUGUUUUGACUAGUCCCAAAAUACAGAAUUAUUUUUUGUCUCUCAUAUUUCUGUAAAGAAUUGUGGACCAAAGGUUCAUCGUUAAGAGUGUCAUUCUUUAUUUAGGUGAUAUUCACCUCAACAAACAAGGAAAUAUGCAGAUUUGUUUGUGUUUGUUGUCUCUGGACUCUACAGUAAUAACGGUGACUUAAAAAAAAAAGGUGUUUUGAAGGAUAUGGGACUGCAAAAGUAUGACCCAGCCUUAGGUACACAUACUGAUCUUAGAUCAGGCUGCUAUGCCGUCACCUUAUUAUAAGACAUAACAAAAAUCAUGUGGAGCUGAUCACGUCGUCGGUUUUUGGACGGAUUUCUCGACAGUUUUGGGUUCCCAGGGUCUGUCCCAGAGAACAGAAUGUUUAUACAUAUAUAUAAAUAUAUAUAUAUAUUACGAUGUGAAGUUUAUCAAUACCUUAUACAUUGGGGACUGUUCCCACACACAAUAUCACAAAGACACACCUGCUACUUGUGCCAAACACAGACGCCUACGUUGGAGGAAGCUUUUUAUCGACUAGUAAAAAAAAAAAAAAAACUAAAAAAAAA